AUGGUGCAGCUCUUGUGGGAAGUUGUUGGUGGCGCUGGCGCAGGUGGAAUCCUGGUGCGCUGUGGUCAGGAAUUGACUUCGGAUAAACACCCUGAGCGGCUCUCUACUGGUGCUUUGGUGGAGGAGCUAUGCCUUGUCGGGGAGCGGCUGCACUACAAGCGUCAGAGUGGGAAAGGUCCUGAGUCUGGAUGGGUUACAGUGCGAGUGGCUGGAAAGGAGCUUGUUCGCAAAGCUGGCGACGAAGCAUCCCAGUCCCGAGAGGCUUCGGCAGGAUUCGGAGGAUUCCAGCAGAAGAUUGGGACUGGAAAGAAGGUGCGCAUCCUGGGUUUGCAUGGCGAAGAGCACCAGAAAUACAAUGGCAAGAAUGGAGCGAUCAUGGCUUUUGACCCUGCCACGGGCCGCUAUUCUGUGAAGGUGGUGGUGCUUAGCGACAAAUCUGUGGGCUUGCAAUCGGAAGGUGCUACAAUCUUGUUGCUAAAGCACGACAACGUGGAGCUUCACCCCGAUCAGAUUGAGAGAGACCAGGUGGGCAAUGGAGAUGAAAUUGUCCUGCUGGGUGCGGGAGAGGCAAAACGCAAGCUCUACGAGGUGCGUUUGGACCCGCCGUAUUGGUACGACAAGGCCAUUGAGCGAGUGCUGGAAGCUAAGAAUGACUUCGAAGUGCUCGACUUGACUCCGCAAUUUAUUCCUGACAUGGGUGUCCUCAAGAAGGCCUAUCGGAAGAUUUCAUUAGCUGUUCAUCCUGACAAGAACAAGCAUCCACAAGCAGCAGAUGCUUUUCGAAAAGUCUACGGAGCUUUUGAAACUUUGAUGGACCUCAGGCAGCAGAGGCGACUGCUUUGGAUCUUGGGGAAGUUGACUCCAGAUAUGGAGGAGCAGGUGAUUUUUGAUGAAGAAGAGGAAGAUGAACUUUUCCAGUGGUGGUGGGAAGCGACGGUUCCUGAAAUCGAGAAGCAGGUCGCGGAGUUCGAGGGACAGCAAUUCGACGAGUACGGUGCCAUGUGGAUUUCGGAUGGACUUGGUGGAGAUGUUGGUGAGGUGAAAUGGAUUGGUUUGGAGACUGCCAAGCGCCUUCACCGCGACGAAGAAGGUGUCAUCUUCAUUGAUGUCCGGGAUCGUCGGGAUUUCGUCGCCGGCCACAUUGCCGAUGCUUAUUGCACGCCCUUACCGGAGAUCAUUGAUUUUGGCUUGGUGAAUGUCUUCAUGUCGGCUGAUGAUCAACUUAUCCACAAACUUUUGAAGCACCGCACGAAGCCCAUUAUUGUGUACAGUGAGGUGGCAACUCCCUUCUCGCGCUGCAGGGCCUUUUGCCGAUGGCUUCUUCGUGCAGGGCAUCAAACCAUCAAGGUGGAGCGGGUGAGAAGACUUCGCGGUGGCAUUUUUGGAUGGAAGCAUAAAGAUGGCCCAGUAGCGCGACCAGUGCAGGACACCAGCUACGAACUCAUGGACGCUGACAGCAACGCCAGCAGCUUUGCUGCUUCCCUGAUCUUCCAAGGUGUACAAUUGAAGCCAAGGGCAAGCACUGACCAGGGAUGGCAGAGAGUCCGAACUUGGACACGCGCAGUGCGUCGCCGACAUGUCACAGGUAUUUUUGCCUGUGAUUAUUUGCUGGUGCCACUUCAUCACGAGGAAGAGCAUCACUGGUCUCUGGCAGUGGUGUGUCGUCCGUGGGCAGCCAUUGAUCAACUGGACAACUGGGUUGGAAUCUCGGAACGGGCUAGCGGUGACAAGACAGGCCACUUUGUCGCCACUCCCAAUCUGGACUACCAGCAGAAGACCUUCCAGCUGAAUCACGACAACCUGGUUGGCCAUGUUGGUACAAUAUUCUCCAUCACAAAGUCAGAGGAAGCGGUACUGCUUCGGCCCUACUUCGGAUGUGAGUCUGACUUGAUUAACCUCCUCUUGCAGAGCGGCAUGGGUAGCAAACGAGUGCUGGAUCUUUUCUGGCGACAUCGUAGAAGCUAUGUGUCCCCGAUCGACUUUGCAAGGAUCCGUGCUUUGGGGCUCAAGAAGAUCAGAUUGCCUCUCACAUGGUGCAUCAACUAUGACAAGCCUUACUCCAUCAGAGGCAAAUCCUUUGAAGGCAAGGAUCAGGACGCGACCAUCGGCACGUCCCCAUCCUUGGUGGACGACCCCUUUGAGAAUGACCCGGCCUUCAAUCCCAAAGGAAUGCGAAUUCCAUGCGACAAAUGGGCCUCCAUUCCAAUCAAAGUGGUUGAAGAGGUGCUUGAGGUGGCCGCAGACUUUGGGAUUCAAGUCCUACUGGACCUGCAUGCCUUCCCGGGUGGAUCCAGCGCCGGCACCUUCAACGGAGUCUGGCCAUUGAAUCCGCGAUUUUGGACGGCACACUUCAAGGAGAAUUUCACCACCAUCAUCGUCCAGCUGUUGGAUUGGAUGGAGGCCUUGGGCAGGAAGAAUCCCAAAGCCUUUGCUGGGCUUUACGGUCUUUCUCCCAUGAACGAACCUGCUCAUAUGCGAGGCCUCUAUGACAAGUCAGGUGCUGCUGUGCCAGUUCCAUACCAAAAGGCUUAUGAUGAAUUGGGCCUGAAAGGAUGGGCGAGCAUAUCAACCACUGACAUCCUCCAGACGUUGGCCAUCAGUGUUGACGAGUUUCGAAAGCGUCCUGCGCUGGAACAGAAGAUGCUUCUGAUGAAUGUCAUCGAAACCGCAUUUGCCGGCACUUUUGGUGGAAAGGAAGAUGCUUCAGCAUUUGCUGCCAGUCAAAAGGGUGAAGUUGGCUCUGUCACAGGGGCAAUUGGCGCAUGGUGGAAGGAGAUCACCACAGAGUCAGAGAGGAAAAGAUGGGCAGUGCUGGACCUGCACAAUUACAUUGCAUGGAACCCUGACGUGAAGGGCUUUGAAGAUAUCGUGACUAUGGAGGACUACAGGCGCUUGCUGAAUGAGAUGAGCGUUCCCUUCUUCCAGCAGCUUCGCAGCCGUUUGGAAAUGCCACAGCCGCAGCUCCUGGCUUGCUCAGAGUACAGUGCAAGCACCAACCAGGAUACCCUGCUAUCAGUUACCAGUGGUGUGGGCCGGCGACCCAUGAGUCUUCCACGAGAAAUCAGCUGGCAACACCUUCGAGAUGACUUCUUGCGAUGUCAGCACAGGGCUGCUAGGGAUCAGAAAAUUGAUAUGUGGUUUUGGACCUACCACAUCCGCAAGAACCGGAAUUACCAAGGAGAGUGGUCCUUGCAGCACGUUCUUUCACCUUGGCCCCGGCUCCAAGGAUUUGGACUGUUGUCUCUGGGCAGGUGCUUGGGUCACCUGACCUACACCUGUGGCUGGCUGUUGCUGCACUGGCUACGAGGGCCGUGGAGCUUCGUUUGGCGAAGUCGUUUCGGCUGCAAAUUCGGCUUCAAGAUCAGCUGCCUACCGUGAUCAGCUGGCCAUGUGGUGUCCAUGAGCUUGGAAACUGCACGUUGUACAUAAGGAUUUGCGUAUCAAUCCGUAUCAAUGAUCCAUCCUGAAUCAUUUGUGGCAGAAAUGCUGCCGGAAUUUGACAUAGUGACAAGAUCCAAUGCAGAUCAUUCCGAACUGCGGAUACUGCGGCAGAUGUCUGGCCGUGUGUGUGG
Messenger RNA from Cladocopium goreaui, 3572 nucleotides. NCBI's taxonomy places the organism in Eukaryota, Dinophyceae, Suessiales, Symbiodiniaceae. The record is from the annotation of a GenBank genome assembly.